CGAGGAACCAAGAGUCGAAAAAAAAACCACGAGUGCCGUCGCCCGUCAGUUGGCAUCAGUUUCGCCGGAGAGGUCUCGGAAGUGCGGGUUAUGUUUUCGUGAGAGGCUUUUCGGGAAAGUUUUCUUUUGAUUGUUAAUAAAGAUAAUCGUGUAAAUAUGGAUACCGAUAAGAGUACUAUGCUCGCUGUUCUGCAGCUUUUGAAGAAGCACAAUUUCAAGGGAACCGAGGAAUUGUUUAGAAAGGAAGCAAAUCUCACGGACGUCUCGUUGGAUGACGCUCAGCAAUCUGAUUCCGAUGUGACCAGCGUCCUUUCCGCUUACAAAAGCGAGGGAGACCCUGCGCAGUAUGAAAAGGCGUAUAGCGAAUUGAAGAAGUUUGUAGAAGGAGCUUUGGACAUUUAUAAGCAUGAGUUGGGAACGAUAUUGUAUCCGGUUUUGGUGCACAUGUAUUUGGAACUGGUUUACAAUAAUCAUUCCAAAGAAGCGAAGCAGCUCAUGGAGAAGUUCAGUGGGAACAUAGAAGAGUAUUACCAGGAUGAUUUGAAGAGAUUGUCCAACGUAACGAAACGUGAGCAGAUGGCAGGGAACGAAUUGACUGACACUUUUAAAUCCAAUCAGUUUAUAAUUAGAAUGUCGCGGGACACCCUUUCGAUACUGAAACGGCAUCUGCAAGAGAAGAAACAUAGCGUUCUGCUGAACAUCAUACAGGAGCAUCUUUACUUCGAUAUGUACGAGGGCGUGGCCCGCAACAAACAGCAGAUAGAAGCAACGUCUGGCGCAACGGUGGGAGAGGCCACCAGGCAAGAUAACAAGGCGAAGGUCUAUUACGGACUUCUGAAGGAACCUGAUAUUCAGUGCGUAGCGCCAGUCGAAGAAGAGAAGGACGACACGGGUGGUGACAACGACGGGGACAAGCCGAAGAAGAAAAAAGCGAAGAAGGACCCGCUGUUUUCGAAGAAGACCAAGUCUGACCCGAACGCGCCGCCAAUGGGCAGAAUGCCCUUGCCUAAUCUAAAAGACGUAGAUAAACAGGAAAAAAUUAAGGCACUGAGGGAGGCGUCAAAGAGAAUUCUUCUGGGACCCGACACGUUACCGUCCAUAUGUUUUUAUACAUUGUUGAACACUACUUAUACUGUAACGGCGACGGAAAUAGCGGAAGACUCGAGCCUAUUAGCCACCGGAUUCAGCGAUUCCGGCAUAAAGGUAUGGAGUCUAGUCCCACAAAAACUGAGGCUGAUGAAAACGGGCGAGCAAUUACAGGAAGUCAAUAGAGAGUCAGGGGACGUAUUGGCCAGAAUGAUGGACGAUCGAACGUCUGAAACUGCGAAGCAUCUCUACGGCCACAGUGGACCAAUUUACAGCCUUUCGUUUAGUCCAGAUAGAAAUCUGCUGCUUUCGUCAUCCGAGGAUACUACAAUAAGACUAUGGUCGUUGCACACAUGGACCUGCGUCGUCUGCUACAAGGGUCACCUAUUUCCCGUGUGGUGCGUGAAAUUCUCACCGCACGGUUAUUACUUCGCGAGCGCGUCAAGUGACAAAACCGCGAGAUUGUGGGCGACCGACUCUCAUCAACCGCUACGAAUGUUCGCCGGCCAUUACUCGGAUGUUGAUGUAAUUCAGUUCCAUCCAAAUUCGAAUUACGUUGCGAGCGGCUCAAGCGACAUGACCGUGAGAUUGUGGGAUUGCGUGGGUGGCAGUCAAGUCCGAUUGAUGACUGGGCACAAAGGGCCGAUUUUCUCCCUAGCUUUCUCAACAGAGGGACGAUUCUUAGCUUCGGCCGGCGCGGACCACCGUGUGCUCAUGUGGGAUUUAGCACACGGCCAUCUUGUCGCAGCUCUGUCCGGCCACACGGCUAACAUUCACUGUCUGUCGUUCAGUCGAGACGGCAACAUUCUAGUCUCAGGUUCGUUAGAUUGCACGCUGAAAUUAUGGGACUUCACAAAAUUGGCGGAGGAGAUGAGCUUGGAGGACGUCAACGUUUCCCAUAAUCCAGAUGUAAAAACUAACUCGGAGUCUUAUCUACUACGUACCUUUGCGACCAAAAGUUCAUCUGUCCUGGCGCUGCAUUUUUCACGCAGGAAUCUACUGCUGGGUGUCGGCAUGUUCGACUCGGGAUAGUCCAUCCUUGAAGAUUUGUUUUACAUAUAACUUAAUCUAUAUUUAUAUAUACAUAUAAAUAAAAUAGAUCGAAUAAUUAAAAUGUAUCGAAAGUUAUC
Vollenhovia emeryi is the source of this 2216-nucleotide messenger RNA. RefSeq names its product transcription initiation factor TFIID subunit 5 (gene Taf5). The coding region runs from base 157 to 2118 and encodes 653 amino acids. Gene Ontology annotation, biological process: transcription initiation at RNA polymerase II promoter. Gene Ontology annotation, cellular component: transcription factor TFIID complex. The transcript is spliced from 11 exons. The record is from RefSeq and is a predicted model, not a curated record. NCBI's taxonomy places the organism in Eukaryota, Metazoa, Arthropoda, Insecta, Hymenoptera, Formicidae. Gene Ontology annotation, molecular function: protein binding; RNA polymerase II general transcription initiation factor activity.